CUGGUCUUCAAGCAGAGCGUACGCGUCGCUGUUGCUCUUAAAACCAUUUUUCCGGAGUGUUUACAAAAUUGACGGUUUCUUUCAAAGGAAAUCUGAAGUCAAAUUUUUGUGUUGUGACUUAUUGUUUUUGGUUAUGCUGUUUGAGACAUUGAAAUUUUGGAUUUUGUUUUGGUUUUUGAGAUGAUCCGUCACAAAAACAACUAAUGCCACGACACUUUAGAACAAGCAAAGUUUAGUGAUAAAAUGUGUAGUCAGUGCCUCAGUCAGACACCACAGACAUGAGUCCGUACACUAUGAAGACAGUUGUGCUCGUGUUGGUAGCCCUGCUGGCGAGGACGACCACAUGUUGCAAUUUCUAUCCGGUGGGAGAAUAUCUUAAGUUCGUGAGAAUACCUGAAGACCUGAAAAUUGGACAUGAAGUACUCAGAGUAGAAGUACAUCCACGAAAAAAUCUAAGCUUGCAACCAGUAGAAAAAGAAGAGGAUGCAGCACUGUUCACAUACCGGGAUGUGAACAGGACGCACGUGUCGGUGGUGCUGGCACAAAGUUUGGACCAUCUGGUAGACAGCGACUCACCGCAGAACGUUGUCAAGUUCAGGCUCGGCUGCGACUUCGAUUCCGGGGAUGAUCUGAUAUCAGCGUACCUCUCAGUGACGGUAUACAUAGAGGACGUCAACGACAACUCUCCCAAGUUUCUAGACCUGCCAUACAGGGUUGUCGUUGAUGAACUUACGCCUGUUGGUAUAACAAUCUACAAAAGCAUCCGCGCGUUCGACCGCGAUAAACCCAAUACACCGAACUCAGACGUUCAGUACACUAUUGUAUCAGGCGACACUGGCGGACACUUCGCACUCGAGAGCUCACAUAAACCUUAUUUGGUCUUGAAGAAGCCGUUAGACUACGACAGUGGGGAUCGAGAAUUUGUGCUCACUGUUACCGCUUCGGAUCGCGGUUCUCCUCCAAGAAGCACAAACGCCACAGUCCACGUCGUAGUACAAGAUAAUGAUGACUUACCACCGAAAUUUAGUUUUGACGUGUAUAAAACACAGAUCCCUGAAUUUUAUCCCUUAUCGGGCAAACGCAUUCACAAAGAGCUGAUAUUUGGCGAGCCAAUUCGAGCUUUCGACCAGGACACAGGCGUUAAUUCUCCUGUUAGGUACGAACUCAUUUCAGGCAACGAACGGAAGCUCUUCUCGCUGAACCCUUUCAAUGGGACUCUGUUCCUUGACAGAGAGAUCGAUUUGGAUGCCGAAAACAAUCUGCCUGGAAACACAUUCUCUCUUCAAAUUCAGGCAGUUCAAGUGGACAAUCCUCUAAAGACUGCGCAGGCCCGCGUUGAGGUCGAGAUACUAGACCUAAAUGACAACCUGCCAGAGUUCGAGGUGGACUUCUACAAUAUUAGCAUUGUGGAGAAUUUGCCUAAUGGCUUCAGUGUACUUCAAGUCAUGGCAACGGAUAAAGACCAGGGCGAUAACGGAGAAUUCACGUACCAGCUGAAUGAUCCUGAAGGAGCCUUUGCCAUUGACCCCAGGACUGGGUGGCUCACUGUUCGGAAUCAGACGGUACUAGACAGAGAACAACACGCCUCUUUGAGAAUGAAAGUAUACGCCAAAGAGAAAAACCCAAGUGUCGUUGGGACAUACCUGGAUAAACACCGCCUUUCCAAAUGGAGAAGAAACACAAGGCCUCAUACACAGAGUAAAGAUAAAACAACAUAUGUUUUUCCAGACAAACUUGGCACUAGGAAUGAAAACAUAGAAUAUUUUGAAGACCUUCACCAAUUGAUGUCUUUUGUUACUGUUGAAGUUACUCUACUAGACGCCAAUGACAACAACCCUGUCUUUGUACCAAGUAACCUUUACGAGUUCUCUAUCAAAUCUAAUGCAAAAGUUGGAACACAUAUUGGAAAAAUAAAAGCAGUCGAUCCAGAUUUGGGAAGAAAUGGAAUUGUUCUAUAUGAUUUGCAAAGAACAAGCAACUUGACUGUUACUUCGCCAUUUCAAGUAGAUGCUAAAACUGGAACUAUUACUUUAGCUGAAUCUCCUUUAGCUGAGGGAAGACAUGCUUUAUUUAUUGAAGCUUCAGACCAACCUGCAAAUCCAAGCGAAAGAAGAUACUCGCUAGCUGUAGUUACUAUUGAUGUUGUAAGACCUACCAAAGGUUCAAAUCUAGAUAAACCAGAUUUUAUGGGAGCGCCUUAUGAAUUUUGGGUCGGAUCUAACGUUGGCAUCGGAACAAGUGUGGGUCAAAUAAGAGUUAACGAUGCAAUGGGAAAAAAUGAAGUGUCGUAUGAUUUGUUACAUAGUUAUGAAGAUGGAGUACCAUUUGCGGUUGAAGAAAAAUCCGGUGUAAUAACAGUAAUAGACGAGUUAUCAAAAUAUAACAGACCUUUGUACGAUUUUGAGGCUGUUGCUCAACAGGACAACCUCAAUAUGACAAUUACAACAAACGCUACUAUACACAUUGUCGACGUAAACGAUGAAAGAGGAGUUUUAUUGAAAGGAGCAAAUUCACCACUAAUUUUCCACGUGAAAGAAAACAUAGCAGGAGCCACUAUUGGAUCAAUAUUUCCCGUGAACAUUAGUUCUUUGCCCGUGAACAGCACUGGGAAUAUUCAUUUCAUUAUUGCCAAUCAACAAGAUGUCGCGGAUGAUAUUGCAAUCGGUGAAGACGGAACAAUUUAUACUCAAAAAGCAUUAGACAGAGAAAAACGUAGUGUGUACCGUUUGACAGUAAUUGCAGAAUUUAAUAAAGGCAUGAUAUCGGGUGCUGGUAUUUAUCAAGUAACAAUCUACGUUGAUGACGAUAAUGAUAAUCCACCAGUAUUUGAAUUUCCAACUUACGAAGGCCACAUUACUGAAAAUGCUGCUAAAGGAACUGAAGUUGUAAUGAAUACUAAAAUAAAAGCUAAAGAUGCUGAUGAAGGACCUAAUUCGUUCUUCAAAUAUACUUUAUUUGGUGAGGGACAUGAACUCUUUGAAGUAGAUGAAGACACAGGCGUGGUUAUCUUUGUUGGCAACAAACUAGACCGAGAAGAAAAGAGCAUGUAUAUAUUAAAGAUAGUUGCCAGAGAUAGAGGAAGCAUGAGCUCGGAAGCGAAACUCACCAUUACCAUAAUCGACGAAAAUGACAGUCCACCCAAGUUUAAUCAAAUAAUUAUACCAUUAGGGGAAAACGUAGAUUUACUAGAAGUGGGUGAUAAAACGAAAGUCAAAAUCUACAGAGAAAAAAAAAGUGAUAGUACUAAUGGAGUCACUAAAAUAGAAGUUAGACCAAAUAAUAAAUUUUCUCUUACAUCUGAUAACAAUGGCCCAUUAUUUAUGGUACCAGAAAACGUUGCCAUUGGAUCCACAAUACUAAAACUUAGUGCCAUAGAUAUGGAUAGUGGUGCUAAUGGUCAACUGAGAUAUGAGUUUGUUUCUGAACUGUUUAUGCCUCCGUUUGCAUUACCAGCCAAUGCAAUGCAAUUAAAAAGAUACUUUGUAAUCAAUGAACGUCACGGUCAUAUUAUUGUGGCGAGAGCUCUACCUCCGGAAUCUGAAUUCAGAUUAAAUAUAUCGGCUUUAGAUGGCGGUGACUUAAGCGACCAUAUAUCAAUUAGAUUCUUUAUCAAAGACGUUAACGAUCACUAUCCAAUGUUUAAGAAAUCCUGGUACACUUUUAACGUCGAAGAAGCACAAUACACAAGAAGAGUUUUGGGUAAAGUUGAUGCUACAGAUGCGGACUUUGGCCAGAACGCAAAUCUAACAUAUUUUAUCCAGCCUUCAAGUAAGGAUUUGCCAUUUGAGAUAUCACCUUUAACGGGAGUCUUCAGUGUGAAUGGCGAACUGGACAGAGAAAGAGAGGAUAAGUACAUUCUUACUGUAGUAGCUAGAGAUAAUGGUCAUGAUAAGAAACUUUCGUCAUCAGUAAGCGUAGAAGUACAAGUAUUAGAUGUCAAUGAUAACGCGCCAAGAUUCUUUGGAUAUGAUGAUUUAUUGGAAUGGAAGCAUCCUGAAGCUGAUGAAAUUUCCAACCAUAACUUUGAGUCUGUUAUGAUGAUACCAGUGUACAAAGCCACUUUAGAGGAAAAUGCCCCUAUUGGUACAAUAGUUACAAAAGUUUAUGCCAAUGAUUCAGAUUUUGUUGGCAAUGGAAAUGGACUUAUAUUAUACAGCUUGCCACAAAGAAAAAACCAAAUGAAUUUAUUCGCUAUCGAUUCCAAAGAAGGAAUUUUAACCACAAUCGGUAGACUAGAUUACGAGACCCAAUCUUUACAUAAUGUAACUAUUGUAGCCUCGGAUUUAGGUUCCCCAAGUCUCAGUUCUACAGCAAUACUCCAACUAACUGUUAAAGAUGUUCCUGACGAAGUUGAAAUGUCGGAUAAACCUGUUUUCAUAUCACGUUAUUACGAAAUGGAAAUAGAAGAAAAUGUUCACACUCCUGUUGAGUUGCUAACACUGAACUUGACAGAACAUUAUGAGAAUUACAAAAUGAGGUAUUUCAUUUUGAAUGAAAAUGAUACAGAUGUUAAGAAAUCUUUUAUAAUAGACCCGAGAAAUGGUACUUUAUAUUUAGUCCGAAGUCCUGACAGAGAAGUAAAAGAUAUUUAUGAAAUUAUGAUAAGAGCGGAAAGGCAGAAAAUAAGUAGAGAGCUUCCCCACAUGAUUUAUCCAGUAUCAGACGAUGUAAUGGACGGCAUGACUAAGUUCGAUGUCAAAGUGAUAGUGAAAAUAAAGGAUGUAAAUGAUAAUGCUCCCAAAUUUGUAAAUGGUGGACGACCAAUGGUCACAGCCAUACCAACAACUGCUGCUUUUGGAUAUCAAGUUAUUCAGUUGCAAGCUAAAGACGCAGAUGACGGUAUAAACGCCGAUAUUCGGUACCAAAUCAUCAACUCUCAAGGCAAUAGGUUUGCUAUCGACCCAGUGACUGGAUUAGUAAGAGCUGUGGCUGCCUUCUCAAGAGACGCUGGCCGAGUGUUCGGAUUCGAUGUGAAGGCUACUGAUAAAAGAGGAGCUGACGAUGGAAAGUCUGCUAUUGCUAAUGUUUUCGUAUACGUCUUGGACGAGAACAAUCAACUAGUGAUUGUAGUAGACGCAAAGCCAAUGGAAGUUGAGAAAAACGUAGAGAAUAUCACCAAAGCGCUCACGGCCAUUACGGGCUAUGACGUCAGAGUUAGAAGACUUGAAAGUAACUUGAAGGCUUCUAUGGAUGGACACGCGACGGACAUGUACAUUUACGCUGUGGAUCCUAUAUCUAAUGCGAUAAUCGACAUGGAAGUAUUGCAACGGUCCUUAUUAAAACGUGAAACCGACCUACGCCUUGACUUAACAGGGUUCAAAGUACUCGAGGUGGGGGACACGGCCAUGGUCCAAGCGAGGAGUGGCCGCCUCCUCAGCACGAUGGAAAUAAGCGUUGUUGCUCUUGGUUGCCUCGUGUUUGUUGGUGCUUGCACCACUGCUGUUUGCAUAUUAUGCGUUAGGAGGAGUAGAAGCAUCUUCGAAAGAAAACAACACAAACCAUAUUCUCAGCAACGCCUUAACGCUUUCUCCACUGAGCACUUAACUAAAUACGGAGGUCUCUUUCCAUCUGGAGCCAACCAGUGUCAAGAAUUGAAUCAAUCGUAUAGCGAAGCUGAUUCUUACAUUGAUGUUGUCAACCAUAAUGUAACCAAGAAGAUUUGUCCGCAUGGGAACACAAUUGAAGAGUUUGGAAAGGCCCAUCAGAAAUGCGUCAAGACCCAGUUCGGAGAUUCGGAUCUGUUCGGACAGAAGCACGAGAGGAUGUGCGUCAAAUUCAAUCAGCGACCUUUACAGAAGAGGAAGGGGCAAGACACGUCGCUAACGUCAGUGAAUUCCAGCGGACAAGACUCCGGGAUUGCCGAUGCGGUCAGGUGUCCCUGUGGGCUAUCCAGUCUUCAUACAUCCGAGGAGAGCAGCGGUUGCAGCUAUGAAGACUCUCUCAAAUCCAACCACAACCAAGAACGCAAACCAUACAGAGAAGAUCAGCGUUUCCUUCGCCGAGCUUCCUUCACCCACCAACCUUUGGAUACCCGUCGCUUCAACUACCGAAGACAAUCUUUUUCAGAAAACAUGCAACGUCAUUUUCCCCCCUUUGAACGCUCAGGAUCUGUUAUGACAAGGCAAAUAUCUUCCCCAAACAUAACUAACAUACCACCUUACUUUAUGGGCAAUAAAAAACGGAGAAAAGAAGUGAUGGAACCAAUGAUAGACUACGAUCAGAGCGAUGAAGAUGUCUUUGAUACAAAAUUCGAUAAAAGAGCGAGUUCGAAGAAUAAAAGAGGGAAGUUUAUGGAGUUAGGUGGACAAGCUGCUGUGUUCGUUGCUACACCUGCUACGGCUGAAAUGAUGCGAAGACAGGGAAGUGACAGGUUCGUGUUUGCUAGACCUAUGCCAUUAUAGCCCUGGACAGAACAUUUGAUAUCACACGACUUUCGCGACGCAACUCGGUGCGACUCUCAUCAGAAAUCUUUAUUUAUAAUGAUGAUGGAAUGACAAUAACGGCGUGGUUUGACGAGUUGUGGAAUUCAUUACAUUUGAUUAUGAUCUUACGAAUGGAAAGCUUCUCUAAAUGAUGUGAUACGUAAAAUUAUAUUAACAUACAUUAUCGUUUCAGAAUCGAAAAUAGUUAAGUUAACCGUUACCUUGUAAAUACUGUUAUUAAUUAUUAUUAUUUUUGUAAAUAAGUAAGGCGUAGUGUUAAAAAAAAAGUUCUGUCUCUUCAGUCAGUCAAAACAUUGGUCAGUUAAGAAUACUCUUUUAAUUCUAUCGAUUUGUACAUAAGUGUGCCAUU
Hyposmocoma kahamanoa is the source of this 6792-nucleotide messenger RNA. RefSeq names its product cadherin-89D (gene Cad89D). The coding region runs from base 279 to 6401 and encodes 2040 amino acids. The transcript has 23 exons. NCBI's taxonomy places the organism in Eukaryota, Metazoa, Arthropoda, Insecta, Lepidoptera, Cosmopterigidae. Gene Ontology annotation, molecular function: calcium ion binding; cadherin binding. Gene Ontology annotation, cellular component: catenin complex; plasma membrane. Gene Ontology annotation, biological process: homophilic cell-cell adhesion. The record is from RefSeq and is a predicted model, not a curated record.